This is a messenger RNA of Neocloeon triangulifer, 2259 nucleotides long. RefSeq names its product inositol polyphosphate 5-phosphatase K-like. Gene Ontology annotation, cellular component: ruffle; plasma membrane; cytoplasm. The record is from RefSeq and is a predicted model, not a curated record. NCBI's taxonomy places the organism in Eukaryota, Metazoa, Arthropoda, Insecta, Ephemeroptera, Baetidae. Gene Ontology annotation, molecular function: phosphatidylinositol-4,5-bisphosphate 5-phosphatase activity. The transcript has 10 exons. Gene Ontology annotation, biological process: phosphatidylinositol dephosphorylation. The coding region runs from base 429 to 1709 and encodes 426 amino acids.
CUCGCAUAUGAUGUAACAUCAACACGAGAUCGACUCGCUAGGAGUGGGAACGAAAUUAAAUUUAAUUCGCGACUUGUGCUGCGCCAGAGAGCACCUGCAAAAUUAUUUUCUUAUCGUCCAAGUGAGUUAAGGAACGAACUUUGCCUUUUCAGCUUGAUAACGCACGUAAUGUGGCCUCGCACAAUCGACCACGACUUCUGCGGAGAAAGAUUUCGCACAAAAAUCACCGUGUCUUCUCCGAAUUUAUAACUAUUGCGUGUUGAGCCGAGUCGUCCCAGUGGAAACAUGAUGAUUGGAAACAAAAUUUGCACAAAAACGUGAUUUGAUUGCACCAAGGCGCUAUAAGUGCCCUAGGGCAAAAGUGAAAGUGACUCAACUAGCGUGGAACGAUUGAAUAAUCCCCUGUUUAUUCGCAACUAGUCCUCGACAUGGAAACGCUGAGGUUUUAUUUUCUCACUUGGAAUGUGGCCACUCAGCCUCCAGAAGAAAAUUUUGCAGAUAUGCUCUGUCUUUCGCGCGAAAAAUUGCCAGACUUUUACAUCAUUGGCCUGCAAGAAGUAAAGGCCCAGCCUCAAAACUUGUUAAUGAAUGCUCUCUUCGAUGACCCAUGGAAUAACAGCUUUAGAGAUUUGCUCAUUGCCAAAGAUUUUGUCAAAAUCAAAACAAUUCGCCUUCAAGGACUCCUACUCAGCAUUUUCUGCCAAAGGCGUCACCUCCUCAAAGUCCGAGACAUGGAAACUCAGUAUACCAGAACUGGACUUGGCGGAAUAUGGGGCAACAAAGGUGCCGUGAGCAUCCGCUUGGCCAUUUCCGGAGUGUCGAUGGCCAUUGUCAACUGCCACCUUUCGGCCCAUGACCACAUGAAGGAGGAAAGGGUGGCCGAAUACAACACAAUUCUCAAAAGCCACACUUACUCUAUUAAAGAGACCAGCUACGUUUUAUACCAUGACUAUGUCUUUUGGCUCGGAGACUUGAAUUUUCGUCUCAAAAGUGGUGCCAAGGGCAGUCUGACUGCUGACCAGAUUGGAUCCAUGGUCAGCAGGGGCGAAAUCAACGAGCUCUGCCAACAUGACCAACUUAAGGAAGUGAUGAAAAGUGGAGAUGCCUUCAGUGAGUUGCGAGAACCGGCUAUCGAAUUUCCACCAACCUACAAGUUCAACAUCCAUUCCAGCAUUUAUGAUCUCAAACGUCGACCGGCAUGGACCGAUAGAAUUCUCUACAAGGUCAUACCAAACGUUUACGAGAAUUUGACUCUCGACUGCCAGCCAAUGUCCUACCGCAGUUGGGAUAAAUAUUAUCAAAGUGACCACAAGCCAGUAACGGCAGAGUUUGCUGCCAAAGUCAUCAGUGAUAACCACGACAGAGUUGUGGAGUUUGAAAACAUCCAGAAUUGGUUCCUAGACAGAGAGAAUUCUGCCACUUUUGAACUUUCAGCAGACAUAAGUUUAGAAUCCGGCAGUGACUGGAUUGGAAUUUACAAAGUCAACUUCGCCAGUCUCGAAGACUACGUCUUCUACAUUUACGUGCCAAGAACAUCACAGACUGCGGGUCGCAUGACAGUCACUUUCCCAGACAUUGCGGUCGCCGAAGCUGGUGUUUAUCAACUGUUGUAUCUCACACACAACUCAGCAAGUGUCUUGGGCAUGAGUGCCCCUUUCCUAGUUACUAAGGCAGAUCCGACAAGAUCGCCACAACGGCUGCGCUUCUGACCUUCACCGUACCGCGAAAUCAACAGUUGAAACUUACACAGGUGUCCACCUAAGUCCCCAUUGUAUCUUCUAGUUUAUCAGUUCAGACUGAUUUUUGUUACAUCAUAUAUUUCCGUACUAAUUCUGUUUUUCAGAGAUGAAUAUAUAUUACCUCCUAAGUCAGACUAAGUUAUUUUGUCAUGUGCGAGUAGUUAAUUAUUUGUACUAAUGGCUGGCUCCAUAUUUUGUUAAGAUUUGUGCCACUUUUGAUUUUAUUCUAGAAAAUUUUACUGCUGGCAAAUUUGAUUAUAGCCCAAGCAAUUGUCAGUUUUGUGUUGGUGUUAAGUAGACAAUAAUAUCUUGUUAUUUUUUUGUGGUAAUUCGUGCUAAAAGCUAGACUCAGAAUUGUGAGUGUUGUAAGUGUUGGAUGAUUUUGAAAACGCUGACGACCAACAAAAAUGCUAGUUUAAUAUAUAUUCGGCAGCUGCUGGUGCUUUUUUGGCCACUACCACAAAAGGCACAGAAAAAGUAAUGUAUCUUACAAUUAAUAAAACAAAGCAAAGCAAACUGA